This is a messenger RNA of Racocetra persica, 128 nucleotides long. NCBI's taxonomy places the organism in Eukaryota, Fungi, Glomeromycota, Glomeromycetes, Diversisporales, Gigasporaceae. The record is from the annotation of a GenBank genome assembly.
UUCAAUGGGUAAAGGUUUAUCAUUAUUAGAGGCUAUUGAGCAAGUCUUGGCAAAUACGGAGGAAGAAAAACAUGCCGUUGAGACUAUAAAAUGGGGGCAGUCUAGUCUUUUCCGUAAAAUAGGAAAAC